Rhododendron vialii is the source of this 2117-nucleotide messenger RNA. Its product is annotated as dihydrolipoyllysine-residue succinyltransferase component of 2-oxoglutarate dehydrogenase complex 1, mitochondrial-like. Gene Ontology annotation, molecular function: dihydrolipoyllysine-residue succinyltransferase activity. NCBI's taxonomy places the organism in Eukaryota, Viridiplantae, Streptophyta, Magnoliopsida, Ericales, Ericaceae. Gene Ontology annotation, biological process: tricarboxylic acid cycle. The transcript is spliced from 15 exons. Gene Ontology annotation, cellular component: oxoglutarate dehydrogenase complex. Bases 213 to 1652 code for a protein of 479 amino acids. The record is from RefSeq and is a predicted model, not a curated record.
GCUUCCUUGCAACUGUACCUGCGAGAGAGAGCCCUGGUCGGUUGCUCCCAAUACAGGAAAGGAAAAUUCUCAAUUGGAAAGUUGUACUCUCUCUCUCUCUCUCUCUCUCUCUCUCUACAUAGAGGCGGCCCAAAAGAACCCUACGGUUUUCAAUUCCAGUGCAUUCGAAGAUUCGCAGCUUCCUUCAACCAGUUUAAGGAGACAACAGACCGAUGAUGUUGGGCAUUUUAAGGCGAAGAGCAGUUUCUCAAGGAGGCUCGUCUUCUUCGGUUUUGGGUCAAUCUCUUCGUUGCAUUCGACCUGCUGCACCUGGACUUCACUCAACUGCUGGAGGAGAGAUUCUACCUCAGCCUAGAGAAUUUGGGCAUGUCCGAAGCUUGUGUCACAUGACUCGCAUCAUUUCACCAGGCUGCUCAACGAGUUCACGGUCAAUAAGGGAAUUUACUGCCUGUUUUCACCCGAAGGUUACCAUGCAGAUACAACACAGGGUGUUUUCUUCUGACAAUGGUGAUGUGGUUGAUGCUGUUGUGCCUUUCAUGGGUGAAUCUAUAAGUGAUGGAACUCUUGCGAAAUUUUUGAAGAAUCCUGGUGACAGAGUGGAAGUUGAUGAACCAAUUGCCCAAAUUGAAACAGAUAAGGUGACAAUCGACGUAGCAAGCCCUGAAGCAGGUGUAAUCCAAAAGUUUGUGGCGAAAGAAGGGGAUACUGUGGAACCUGGUACUAAGAUUGCUGUCAUUUCAAAGUCCGGUGAAGGUGUAGCCCAUGUUGCUCCAUCUGAGAAGACAUCUGAUAAAGCGGCUUCUCAGCCACCUCCUCCUGCUGACAAGAGUGAUGAGGGUAAGCCAAAGCCUAAAGUUGAAAGUGCUUCUGCUCUAGAGAAGCCCAAGAAGGCAACUUCUCCUCCUCCCCCUCCUCCUAAGCGUUCUGCUACAGAACCUCAGCUUCCCCCAAAAGAAAGGGAAAGACGAGUUCCUAUGACAAGGCUCAGAAAACGUGUUGCAACCCGUUUGAAAGAUUCUCAAAACACUUUCGCACUUUUGACAACAUUUAACGAAGUUGAUAUGACCAAUUUGAUGAAACUCCGGUCUGACUAUAAGGAUGCUUUUCUGGAAAAGCAUGGAGUCAAGUUGGGACUUAUGUCCGGGUUUGUGAAGGCUGCUGUUAGUGGGCUCCAGAAUCAACCUAUUAUCAAUGCUGUUAUCGAUGGAGAUGAUAUAAUCUACAGAGACUAUAUAGACAUUAGCAUAGCCGUUGGUACACCAAAGGGUCUUGUUGUUCCAGUUAUCCGCAAUGCUGAGAAGAUGAAUUUCGCUGAGAUAGAGAAAGAGAUCAACACCCUUGCGAAGAAGGCUAGUAAUGGAACCAUAUCAAUUGACGAGAUGGCUGGAGGUUCAUUCACUAUAUCUAAUGGUGGUGUUUAUGGAAGCCUUUUAAGCACCCCCAUCAUCAACCCCCCUCAGUCUGCGAUCCUGGGCAUGCAUACUAUCGUGUCCCGUCCGAUGGUCGUUGGAGGAACCAUAGUACCAAGACCAAUGAUGUACAUUGCUCUGACAUAUGACCAUAGGCUGAUUGAUGGGAGAGAGGCAGUAUUUUUCCUCCGCCGUAUCAAGGAUGUGGUGGAGGAUCCCCGGAGGUUGCUACUUGAUAUAUGAAGACACAGUCGCAAGUCGUGCUUCAUACGUGAUUUGCUGGUAUAUUUUGGAUCUAAAUAUAAUGGGAGUUCAUUAACCAUGAAUGAAUGUCUAGGGUUGGAGUUUUUUUUUUUCUCAACGUUUAUCGUUGAUUCUUCGCAUUAGCGAGUUGUGAAUUGUGAAUUGCGGCUGGCCGGGUUCACAUAUCAAAGAGUUACCUUUUUAGAAUACUUUAUCCAAGUUUUAUCGCCCCAGGAAUCACUUAUAGAAUGAAGACAAUUCAGAGAUUCUAUUUAAGAAGUACGUGACGAAUAUGAAAUGUAUUUCAAUGAUGUUCUCACGCUAAUGGUGACAUUUAGUUUGGAGUAUUUUAAAGUCCAGUGUAGAUUCAUAUACUUGAAGGUGAGUUUCCGUUGUAUUUAUCAAGAUUGCUUUUGGUUCACGCGGCUUUGGAGGCAGGCGAAGUGCAAUAAAUCUUAUUUGGAA